This is a messenger RNA of Protopolystoma xenopodis, 474 nucleotides long. NCBI's taxonomy places the organism in Eukaryota, Metazoa, Platyhelminthes, Monogenea, Polystomatidea, Polystomatidae. The record is from the annotation of a GenBank genome assembly.
AUGGCCGCCAAUGCCUGCCUCCUUUCUACUCUCAUAUUUGCCCCUCCCUCGCUUCAUUGGGGCUGCCAACGGCGACUUCGAUUCUUUCCACCUCUUCCUGCGGUUGCCCAGCACACACAAGCAAUUACGCCUGUGAGCAGACUCGAACCCACACUUCCUUUUUCUAUCCGACCCUGUGAUGGCUCCUCAGCCUCCUCACGAUUCCAAUUUUGCCGCCUCGGGCGUUAUUUCCCCAAUCUUGUUGUCGGUAUGUGUCUGUGUCUGUGCGCCGCCUAUGAAAACCACCCCGUUGGUGUAGCAAAAAAUGUAGGCCUUCAUGACUGGUGCAGAGAUUUCUCUUCCGGCUCAAAUGCGAUGCCAUCCCUACCACCACGCGCGACCCUUUUGAAGAGGCCCGACUCGACGAGGAUGAUGAGGGCGUCGGCUGGCGACGACAAGUGCAUAGUGCCAGUUUCGGCUUGCUUCCCACUUUAG